CUGUGCUCUGUAUAAAAUGUCCUUCUCUCAACUUGAUUCAGCUUCCAAGUGAUUGGGAUUUGGAACUGGUUCUGAUCCAAACGGUUCUGCCUGUACAAUUGUAAUCGCGGAGACGGUGAAGCAAUUGGGUUUCUCUUUUUUUUGUUUUUGAAGUUCAUUUGCCACUUAUAUCACAUUAUGGCUUUCUUUCUAAUGUAUCACAAAGGUUAUUAGUGUAUCUGCGUGUUUUGGUUCCCCUUUAGUGAACAUGAAGAUGAUGCUGAGUCUGGGUUGGCUGUUCAUUGCCAUAGUCCAUAAGGCUGAACCCCUCAUCUCUGAUAACUUCGCUGACUGUCGGGUCUAUUUCUAUAAAGAACAACUCCCUGAAGGCUUUGAUGGCAUUGCUCUCCCUCACCAUUUUAAUCCCUCAGAUUUACCAGAUGGGAUAAAUGAAAGUGAACUGACCUCUCCAGCUUAUAUCUGUCAGCAAUAUGGGAACAAGUUUCACUUUGCUUCCCUGUAUGACAGAGGGAGGCGCAUUCCCCUCUAUUCUGCCUACAUCUUGGACAGGAACUCUUCAUCUCAAAUAACAAAUAAGAGGAAAAAGCUGUAUAAAAUAGAACCUCAGCUGGUUUAUAGGCAGUUGGGCGGCACAAUGAAACUUCAAAAUGUAACCAAAAGAAACAUAGAAAUAUACAAAAUAAAUCAAGGGAUUUUAGAAGCAAACGAAAAAAACGAUCCGGAUUAUCUCAUUAGAACAAGUCAAGCUGUUGAUGCUGAUUAUAGAAAUAGUGGCUAUAACAGAGGCCAUGUGAAUCCCAGGUUGCAUCAUGUGACCGCCGACGGGCAAAAUGCGACAUUCACCUUCACCAACGUGGCUCCAAUGACAAAGAAACUGAACAAUAACAUCUGGAACCAAUACGAGAAUAAAACGAUUGGCUAUGCUGACGGCUGCACCACUAUGUAUGUGGUUACUGGUAUCGUGCCGGGCAAUAACUGGAUCAAGAGGAUGAAUACUGACCGUGUGAAUAUUCCGAGCUACGUGUGGAAUGCUUAUUGCUGUGUAGAUAACAAUGACAAGCCAAUCAAAUCAGGGGCGGGGCUUAAGGAAAAUGACAUUUCAGACAGACCUGUUAAUGAGAUGGCAAUUAAUGAUCUUCAAGGGAAACUCAAACAUCUUUUAAAGUUCUCAGGAAAUAUUGCAAUGUUUUUUAAUAAUUGUGCUUAAUGGAAUCUGAAAACAUUUUUAGAAAAAGUUGCUGAAAAAGAAGACAAACAAGGAUGUUGAGAAAAUGUUUCAGGACAGAGGCAAGAAUCAUGAUUCACACGGGUCACCAUUAUACCCACUUAAAGAGUCUUUUACUCUGCUACCGUAUAUAAACCAAAAAACCCUUUUACAGCAUUGCCAUUAAUAAAAAGUAACACCAAUCUCAAACAUGAAUUGCUCAUGGUGGCCCCAGGGAGGCUUGUGUGAAAGCUUUUUAACCAUUUGUCCCAAUUGAGGGUCUAGUGGGGAUACUGAUUAAUGUGUGAUAUCAUCAUUUAUCUCCUGUUUCAAAGGGCCUUAAAAUCCAUAUUGCUUUGUUCAUCUGUAAGAAACACAGGUACAGUAAUGCAGUGUCAGACUGGGGGUUCAGGGUCCACCAGGCCCACCAUCCUAAGGGCCCACCAUCCUCACCCCCUUUGCAAACUCUUGCCCCCCAAUGCCCCAUUGCAUACCUCCUCUCUCUCCUCUUGGGUCAUGCAGAUUUCAGCCAGCGGGGGUAGGGUGGAUGGCACACUGGCAAUUCCAUGUAUAUAUACCCCUAUAUACCCCCAGAAUUCAUUGCAGGGUGGCAGAGUAGCAAUUCCAUGUGUAAUGCCCCAGAACUCAUAGAAGGAUAGACAGUGUCAAUUCCAUGUUUAUAUACCCCCAGAAUUCAUAGCAGUAUGGCAUAACGGCAAGUAUUAAGCUCUAGAACUCAUACCAAGAUGGCACAGUGGCAAUGUCAUAUAUAUAUAUCUAUACCCCCCUAUAUACCCUCAGAAUUGAUAGCAGGAUGGCACAGUGGCAAUUCCUUGUAUUUAUACCUCCAGAACUCAUAGUAGGAUGGCACAGUGGCAAU
Messenger RNA from Xenopus laevis (African clawed frog), 2084 nucleotides. RefSeq names its product endonuclease domain-containing 1 protein. The transcript has 2 exons. Lineage: Eukaryota; Metazoa; Chordata; Amphibia; Anura; Pipidae. The record is from RefSeq and is a predicted model, not a curated record. The coding region runs from base 248 to 1207 and encodes 319 amino acids.